Molecule: messenger RNA, 1716 nt
Organism: Antechinus flavipes (yellow-footed antechinus)
Lineage: Eukaryota; Metazoa; Chordata; Mammalia; Dasyuromorphia; Dasyuridae
Gene: RSAD1
Product: radical S-adenosyl methionine domain containing 1
Exons: 10
Biological process (GO): porphyrin-containing compound biosynthetic process
Cellular component (GO): cytoplasm
Molecular function (GO): coproporphyrinogen oxidase activity; 4 iron, 4 sulfur cluster binding
Source: RefSeq, a predicted model, not a curated record
GACAGGAGGGACGCUUUGCCGUCUGCUAUUCCAACUUUUGAGCCCCAGGAGGGAGGCGCCGGGGAAGCCAGGCCGCCGGGCGGCUUUGGAAGAAGAGCAGGAGACCGUGGCCAAGAUCCGGGACUCGCUGCAAACCUGGCGCUUCCUGGCACCCGGGCUCGCUUUAGGGCCGCAGCCACCCUAUGCACCCAACGUGCGAGCAGGCGGAGCUGCGUGGCGGGACGCGGCCAAAGCCUAAACCAGAGGCCGGGGCACCCGCGCGGCUCCAAACAGCCGCCGCCGGCCGGGAGCCGGAGCGCCGCGCUCUACGUGCACUGGCCAUACUGUGAAAAACGCUGCAACUAUUGUAACUUUAAUAAAUAUAUCCCUCGAAAGCUAGAUGAGGAUGCCAUGCAAAAAUGUCUCGUGAAAGAGACAACUACACUGCUGAAACUCAGUGGAGUGCAACGAAUCGAUUCUGUGUUCUUCGGUGGGGGAACACCAAGCCUUGCCAGCCCUCACACAAUAGCUUCAGUCCUGGAGGCUAUUGCCCAGACCACCUACUUACCAGCCAAAGCUGAAGUUACCCUAGAGGCCAACCCUACCUCAUCCCAGGCAUCUAGGUUGACUGCCUUCCGAGGGGGAGGUAUCAACAGACUGUCCAUUGGCAUCCAGUCCUUAGAUAAUAAAGAACUCCAGUUGCUAGGCAGGACACACUCAGUGUCAGAUGCCUUGGGAACCUUGGAAGAGGCACGACGUGUAUAUCCAGGCCGCACAUCUGUGGAUCUCAUGUUUGGCCUCCCAGCACAGCAGGUGGAACCUUGGCUCAGGCAGCUGCAGGAGCUACUUUCCCUCUGUGAUGACCACAUCUCUCUGUACCAGCUGACCUUGGAGAGGGGCACUCUGCUCUUUGCCCAGGUCCAGCAAGGAACCCUCCCCUCCCCAGACCCAGAAGCUGCAGCAGAGAUGUAUCAGCAUGGGCGGGAGAUCCUGAGGGAGGCUGGAUUCCGCCAGUAUGAGGUUUCCAACUUCGCCAGAAACGAAGCUCUCAGCACCCAUAACUGGACUUAUUGGCAAUGUGGUCAAUACAUAGGUGUUGGGCCUGGAGCCCAUGGCCGAUUUGUGCCCUGGGGAGAUGGAGGAAGUCUCCGAGAAGCUCGAAUCCAGACUUUGGAACCUGACAAUUGGAUGAAGGAAGUUUCAAUGUUUGGGCAUGGUACCCGGAAGCGAGUCUCCCUGAGUGAGCUGGAACUAUUAGAGGAGGUUUUGGCUCUGGGGUUGCGUACAGACACAGGAAUCACUCACCAGCACUGGCUACAGUUUGAGCCCCAGCUGUCCCUGUGGGAUGUGUUUGGAGAAGCUGAGGAAGUGAGGGAGCUUCAGUCCCAAGGCCUGUUGCUGCUGGACCACAGAGGGCUUCGGUGUUCCUGGGAAGGGCUAGCUGUGCUGGAUACUAUACUGCUGAGACUCCUCCUCCAGCUCCAGAAUGCCUGGGAAAACCGACCUCCUCCCAUGCUCAAGGUCACUGAGUCAGGAGCUGCCUCCCAAAGAGAGGAUUCCUGCUUCAAGCUUGGACUAGGUGACCUCUGAGGGUGAAGAGAUGUGAACUGGAUGUUUUCACCAAUGUGACCUCAACUCUAGAAACAGUUCUCUCAGGAUUGCGAUCCAAGUCACCCAGGAAUUCUCCACCUACUGUCUCUUCAUAAGCUAAAAAUUAAACUAAGUUUUCUAAAAAUA